CCUUGAUGAAUUCCCAGUUUUAUCAGAUGUUGAGGAGAAUAUAAAGCAUGGGAGAGACCCAUGGGAACAUCAGCAGAAUUUACUCACUUGUCUCCACCAUGCUCUGGAUCAUCAGCUGUUUUGCUUUGGUGGCCUCCACUCUGGGUUGUGGAGUGCCUGCAAUUAAGCCAGUAAUUAGUGGCUACAGCAAAAUUGUUAAUGGAGAGAAUGCAGUGUCUGGUUCCUGGCCCUGGCAGGUCUCUCUCCAGCAAUCCAAUGGCUUCCAUUUCUGCGGAGGAUCCCUGAUCAACCAGUAUUGGGUGGUCACUGCUGCCCACUGUGGUGUGAGGGCUGGAUAUCACUAUGUUAUUCUUGGAGAGCAUGACCGCGGCUCCAGCGCUGAGGCAGUUCAAGUGAUGAGCAUUUCCAAGGCCAUCACCCAUCCUUACUACAAUGGUAAUACCUUCAACAAUGACGUCACUCUGCUCAAACUGUCCUCUCCAGCCCAGCUGACAUCCCGUAUCUCUCCUGUGUGUCUGGCUUCCUCCACCUCCAGCAUCCCCGCCGGCACUCUUUGUGUCACCACUGGAUGGGGCAAAACUGGAACCACCUCAAGUCCUCGUAUCCUGCAGCAGACCGCGCUGCCUCUUAUCACUCCCGCUCAGUGCAAGCAAUACUGGGGUCAGAGCAGAAUCACAGAUGCCAUGAUCUGUGCUGGAGCCUCCGGUGUCUCCUCUUGCCAGGGUGAUUCUGGUGGUCCUCUGGUGUGUGAAAGUGCUGGUGUUUGGUAUCAGGUGGGCAUCGUGUCCUGGGGCACCACCGACUGCAAUGUUCGCACCCCAGCCGUCUACGCCCGCGUGUCUUAUCUCCGCCAAUGGAUUGACCAGACUGUCGCCUACAACUAAAGUUCUGACUCUCUGAACAUAAGGCGAAUAAAAAUACUACAAAAAACCCCA
Messenger RNA from Puntigrus tetrazona (Sumatra barb), 935 nucleotides. It is a transcript of the gene ctrl, whose product is annotated as chymotrypsin-like. The record is from RefSeq and is a predicted model, not a curated record. Gene Ontology annotation, biological process: proteolysis. Gene Ontology annotation, molecular function: serine-type endopeptidase activity. Lineage: Eukaryota; Metazoa; Chordata; Actinopteri; Cypriniformes; Cyprinidae.